Neopsephotus bourkii (Bourke's parrot) is the source of this 3614-nucleotide messenger RNA. RefSeq names its product SUMO specific peptidase 5 (gene SENP5). Lineage: Eukaryota; Metazoa; Chordata; Aves; Psittaciformes; Psittacidae. The transcript has 10 exons. Gene Ontology annotation, biological process: protein desumoylation. Gene Ontology annotation, cellular component: nucleus. Bases 900 to 2618 code for a protein of 572 amino acids. Gene Ontology annotation, molecular function: deSUMOylase activity. The record is from RefSeq and is a predicted model, not a curated record.
CUCGGUCCCACGAGUGCGGGGCAGCGCGGCCGGGUCAGAGGCUGCCGGGCCUCCGCUGCAGGGCGGCUCCGGCUGGUCCCCCUUUGCGGGCCGGGGGAGCGGAAGGCAGUGUCCGCCCGGAGCUACCCCCGGCGGCGCGCAGGCUUUUCUCGCCCGGGUUUGGCCCCACCUCAGUGGCUGGAGAGCUGGGGGGCCGGUAAGUGGGGGCGGCCGGACACUCGCCCGGAGCCGCGGGCAGAGGUCGCUGGGCGCUGCUCGCCGCUUUGCUGCCCCCGGCCCUCUCUCUGUUUUCAAGAUCAAAAUGCAGCAGAAAAAUGAAAAACUGCAGGCAACAUUUGCUCUGGAAGAGAAGUCAGUUGCUGGCCCAGUCUAGAAGAUGGACCACUGGAUUUGGGGAGCUUGGGAAAUACUGCUUCCAAAAGCAAUUUUUCCUAGCUAAGAAGAAAAGACACAGUGCUCAGCUCAUUGUGAGCUUAAAUCACAACAAACUGUACAGAAGACUGCAGUGCAGAAGGAAGGCACUUGAGCUCCAGAGCAGGUGGGCUCUUGAGGCGCCUCUAAAUGCAGAAGCCUAUCAAAAGCCUGCCACUGAGCCAUACAGAUUUCCUCUUACUGAGAGCAAAAAGAUCCUGUCCCUAUCCCAAAGCCAAAAGCCCAUCUGGAAAAGUAGUAAGAAAACUCAACAAUGAAUUCUUUCAGAGUGAAGAUCACUUGAAUGAAGAAUUUGAAACUGUUGCAAUCCUUAAUAGCAUCGCUGGCAGCAGCCGUUAUGUCUCAUGUGGUACACUGGAUGGUGCUGCCUUACCUGUAAAGAAAGGUAGUUUUGUAUAUAGCAGGGAGAAGAGCAAUAAUGGUAAGGGCAACAGAGUCCUAGUAGUUUUAAACAACUAUAAAAGGAAAUGGUGUUGAAAAGGGAGUGGAAUGGAACUUGUGGACCCUUGACAACUAUAAAGAGAUCCAAAUUUAACCAUCAUACUGUAAAAAAGAGAUCUUUAUUUAUGAUGCAUAAGAAACUUUCUAUGGUUAGAUUUCGCUAUAGAAUUAUAAAAUCCCCGCAACUUCGAGCAAGAGGCAAAACCUGCAAAUUGAGAAAAAUCAAGUCAAGGUGGGUGAAGAAAGUUAGGGGGGACCAUCAAGAGACACUUCAGCGGGAUUUUGAAAGUGGAUUGUGUAAUUGGCUUUCCUACUGGAAAUCUAAAAGUAACCGUGUUUGGAACCGGUACAGUUUAUCAGAUAUGAACCAUAAUACACCCAAAUCUUUAGGUGAGGAGAAUGAACCAUGCACACCUGAGGUCUGCUUUACACAGGAUGCAUUACAGUGUGCUGAGUGGUGUUCUGAGGAGCCAGAAUCCAGAAGGCCUGAUGGCAGUGCAGGUGCUGUCCCACCAGAACUUCAUGCUAGAGCAUCUCCAGAGGCAGAGACCUUGCAGCAGGUGGAGACCAACAGGGCUCUGGCAGAGGAGCAUUGCUCUGACAUUUUCGUCUCAGUGACAGGAAAAGAAAUUUCUGUUUCAGGUCAAGAUGACGCUGACUCUAAUGAGAUUAUGGGUGUAGAUGGAAUGAUGCUGUCGCAAUCCUCGCAGGAUUCCGAUGUCAAUCAUAAUUUUUCAAAUGGACCUUUAUCCAUGGAGCUGGCACAAAAGGAGGACAGCCCUAGCCAAAUGGAAAUAGAGGGCUCCUUAAACCUGGACAUCUUUAGCGCAGAGUUACUAGAUCACCCUUACUGUAAAAGUCCUCUUGAGGAGCCUUCACCAGGAAGCACACGACUAAAAUCCGGAACUCAUAAAGGAGGCAAAAGGAACAGUCAGAAAACUUCUCGGGUGGCUGAUGAGCAGUUGGCGACGUGGCUUUGUGGAUUCCUAGAUGAAGUUAUGAAGAAGUAUGGCAGUUUAGUACCACUGUGUGAAAAAGAUGUCAUGGGAAGAUUAAAUGAAGUCUUUAAUGAAGAUUUCUCCCAUAGAAAACCUUUUAUCAUGAGGGAAAUCGUGAAGUAUCGGGAAAAACAUCCAAAAACCUCCAUGUGCAAUUUCCGGGUCUUCUAUAAUAAGCACAUGCUAGACAUGGAUGAUUUAGCUACACUGGAAGGCCAAAACUGGCUGAAUGACCAGAUAAUUAACAUGUAUGGUGAACUCGUAAUGGAUGCAGUCCCUGAAAAGGUUCAUUUCUUUAACAGUUUUUUUCAUAGACAGCUCGUAACCAAAGGAUAUAAUGGGGUGAAACGAUGGACUAAAAAGGUGGACUUGUUUAAAAAGACUCUCUUGUUAAUUCCUAUUCACCUGGAAGUCCACUGGUCCCUCAUUACUGUGAACAUCCCCAGUCGAAUUAUUUCAUUUUAUGAUUCCCAAGGCAUUCAUUUUAAGUUUUGUGUAGAGAAUAUUCGAAAAUAUUUGCUGACUGAAGCAAAAGAGAAGAAUCAUCCUGAGUUUCUUCAGGGUUGGCAAACGGCUGUUACAAAGUGCAUUCCACAACAGAAAAAUGACAGUGACUGUGGGGUUUUUGUGCUCCAGUACUGCAAGUGCCUCGCCUUAGACCAGCCUUUUCAGUUCUCCCAGGAAGAUAUGCCCCGAGUGAGAAAAAGGAUUUACAAGGAGCUGUGUGAAUGCCAGCUAAUAGACUAAUAGAAUGCAGCCAACCUAAUUUCUCUGGCAUUUCUGACAAGUUGCAGCUGGUGUUUGUGUACUUGAAUUUCUGAAAACUUCCGUGAAUUUUGAACGAUUCUCAGCUGAGUGGUAUGGCCACUUGUUACCUCAAUUUUUUGACACGUUCUUUAACUGGCAGAAGAUAACAGAGCUGCCAUAAAAUAUCCCUAAUGUCAGUUUGAUUCCCUUAUGUUCUUUCCUGUAUUUAAUAUUUAUUAUCUCAGCAUGCAUAUAGGCAAAGCAUGCAACUAAAACUAUAAAGCUGUAGAUUUGGUGCACCUUUGAGAUGUAGCUAGAAAUGACAAAUACAGGUGAAUUUGUCUGGAAGCAUAAAGAUGCAUGAUAUGUUUUCUGAUGCAAUAAUGCUUUGAAUGUAUCAAAAACAAAAAAAAAACCAGUCCCAUAAAAAGAACAGAUAGAACCUGUUCGGUAGUUCCAUUGUCCCUGUUGUGGCUGUAUAAUACUGAAUCACUUUUUAGGGUGGCUAAACUCAUCUACAGGUUCAAUUUGUGGAGACCCCUUUUUUAAAUAGGUCAAGUUGCUAAUAAAGUUUGCUCUGUUAACAUUUAUCCAGUGUCAUUAUCAGCCUGUCCCUGUAGAUAAAAAGCAGACUUUGCACAAAAAAGCUUCAGCACCUGUCUGUAUAAUAAAAAGUACAAAGGUGUUCAGUCAGUCAGAUUGAUGGUAUGUUCCUAUAUGCUGCAGAAGUCUCCAUGAUGUGUGUAUUAAGGAGAGUUAUAAAGCUGGCCCUGAAGACUCACAGCUUAGAUACUGAGAUAAACUCUUUGCUGUAACUGUUUAAGUCUCAGAUGACUUUCAGUCAUUUUUCAGUUCCACGGUACGCAGUGCAAUGUACCAUUUCAGCAUCUGUCCCUUCAGCUCUGUCUUCAAAUGAAUUUCUGUCAGGCUUGUUGUCUUUAACUUCCUAUUCGCUUUUGCCUUUGUUUAAAUAUAAAUCAAUUCAUUUCUGCUGCA